AUGGCUGAAUCGGAUCUUCGUACGGAUAAGGCUGUGAUCAGACCCAGUGCAGAAUGUAGAACACGACCAGUUCGCUCUCAUCAGCUGUGCAUGCUGGUGAGUAACACUGUUGGUACCGAAUUUCUUUUGGGUAAGCUGGUAGUUGCCCAGAACCAAGGAACGUUCGCAACUUCACCAUCGAGGAAAUCUGAGCAGGAUGUCAAGACCCUCAACAAGCGUAGACUAACGGCUGAGUCGCUCUACGAUCUUUAUUCAAUGCCGUGUCCUUUUAGCAACAGAGACUUUACGGAAUUGGCCUCUAACUCCCAACAGACUAUUAAUAAACGAGAACUAUCAGCAGAAUCGCAGCAUGAUAUUCGUAGGAUUCUAUCACCUUUUGAAUACAAGAAGGAAAACAUAGAACAGGUUGAUUAUCAUUCUCCACGACCGUCUAUGGUAGAUCCUGGACCACCAUAUCUUUUGACCGAGUGUGAUUACGACUAUACGUCAUACAGUCAACCGAUGAUGCCAGCGCCUUAUUAUGCACCAGCUCUUUCCAUGCCACCUCCUCAUGUGAAUCCGUAUUACUACUACCGGCCGCCAACUGCUUUGUACCACUAUCAAGUGCCUAUUCCGAUGUACAAUUUGGGCAUUCCAUACCACCUCAACAGUCCUAUGAAGGCACCGUCAUCAUCAUCGUCUGAGUUUAGUAAAGUGGAUACUGAAACGGACAAUAUGAGAAUCCCGAAUCAAUUUUGUCCUAAUCCACAACAAGUUCCUCUGCGACGACCAACCACUCCGAACAACAAGACGAUCAACAAGCACAUACGUGGGGUCGAUUCUGUGGCUGAUUUGAACAGAUUGGAUGUGCAUUUCGAACCAAGGAUACCGCUCAGUUAUGCCGGAUCUCAGGAGGGCAACAGCGAUUGCUUUGUACGGCCUGUCACACUUGAUGUCAUUUCUUUCCAUUUUUCCGAAGUGGCGUGUGUUGUACGAAAUGGUAAUAGUAACGCCGUGAAUAAACGAUAUGCCGGUUAA
Angiostrongylus costaricensis is the source of this 1017-nucleotide messenger RNA. The record is from the annotation of a GenBank genome assembly. NCBI's taxonomy places the organism in Eukaryota, Metazoa, Nematoda, Chromadorea, Rhabditida, Metastrongylidae.